CCUCCUCUUCCUUCUUUACCACAAAGUCACUCCCUCGCGAGUUCACCUCAACACCAACUGCCCCUACUCAGCAUCGCCAUCAAGAGCGCAUAGCUGCACCUCGUCCUCAACAGCAAAGAUCCUCGUCACCAUCAGCAUACCCUCGUUACCCCAUUGGCGCCAAGAAAUCACUCCCUCGCCUCGUCCAAAUGGCAUACCUCAAGACGUCCCUGACGCCAAGUCAGAGGAGAAGGGUCGCUGGUAACAAGCGAUCCUCUUCAUCACUCCUCAAGUCCCUCUCACCACUCAACGUCAUCUUUGCAUUCCUCGCAAUCUUUGCAUUUGCCACGACGUUUGCACCAGGCAGCAACUUCGGUGGUGUUGCUGCCCAGGACCAGAAGCGAAGCGAAUACGGAUCCGUCAUCGGUAUCGAUCUUGGAACAACCUACUCAUGUGUCGGUAUUCAGAGGCAAGGACGCGUAGAGAUUAUCACAAACGACCAAGGAAACCGUAUCACUCCCUCGUACGUCGCCUUCACCCCCGAGGAUGAGCGUUUGAUUGGAGACGCCGCCAAGAACCAAGCCGCUCAGAACCCAGAAAACACAAUCUUUGACGCCAAGCGUCUCAUCGGAAGGAAGUGGGGAGACAAGGACGUCACAAAAGACGCCAAGAACUUCCCCUUUGACCUCGUUGAGAAGGCCGGCAAGCCCGCUAUCAAGGUCAAUGUCCGUGGUAACGACCGCACCUUCACCCCCGAGGAGGUCAGCGCCAUGAUUCUGCAAAAGAUGAAGGAGACCGCUGAGGCCUAUCUCGGCCACAAGGUCACCCACGCCGUCGUCACUGUCCCCGCCUACUUCAACGACGCUCAGCGAACUGCCACCAAGGACGCCGGUACCAUUGCCGGUCUGACCGUUCUGCGAAUCGUCAAUGAGCCCACUGCCGCCGCUAUCGCUUACGGUCUCGACAAGAAGGGUGAGGCUCAAAUCAUCGUCUACGACUUGGGAGGUGGAACAUUCGAUGUCUCCCUUCUCUCCAUCGAGGACGGUGUCUUCGAGGUGCUUGCUACCGCCGGUGACACUCACCUUGGUGGUGAGGACUUUGACAACCGAGUUUCCGACUACAUGCUCAAGCAGUUCCAGAAGAAGGAGAGCCUGGAUGCCCGCUCCAACAAGCGAUCCGUCGGCAAGCUGAAGCGCGAGGUCGAGCGAGCCAAGAGGACCCUCUCCAGCCAGAUGUCUACCAAGAUCGAAAUCGAGAACUUCUUCGAGGGCAAGGACCUGUCUGAGACUCUGACUCGAGCCAAGUUCGAGGAGCUCAAUGCCGACCUUUUCCGUAAGACCAUGAAGCCCGUUGAGCAGGUCCUGAAGGACGCUGGUGUCAAGAAGGAGGACAUCGACGAUGUCGUCCUCGUCGGUGGUUCUACCCGUAUCCCCAAGGUUCAGCAGCUGCUCAAGGACUUCUUCGAUGGCAAGGAGCCUUCCAAGGGAAUCAACCCCGACGAGGCCGUCGCUUGGGGCGCUGCUGUUCAGGGAGGUGUCUUGGCUGGUGAGGAGGGAUCCGAAGGUCUUCUUCUCAUCGACGUCAACCCUUUGACUCUCGGUAUCGAGACCACUGGAGGUGUCAUGACCAAGCUCAUCCCCCGAAACACCGUCGUGCCAACCAAGAAGAGCCAGAUUUUCUCCACUGCCACGGACAACCAGCACACCGUCUCCAUCCAAGUCUUUGAGGGCGAGCGAUCCAUGACCAAGGACUGCAACCAGCUGGGCAAGUUCGAGCUGACCAACAUCCCACCUGCUCCUCGUGGAGUACCUCAGAUCGAGGUCACCUUUGAGCUGGACGCCAAUGGAAUCAUGAAGGUCAUGGCUGCAGACAAGGGUACCGGCAAGUCCGAGUCGAUUACCAUUACCAAUGACAAGGGUCGUCUGACGCCCGAGGACAUUGAGCGCAUGGUCAAGGAGGCGGAGGAGUUUGCCGAGCAGGACGAGGCCAUCCGCAAGAAGGUCGAGGUGGUGAACCAGUACCAGUCCUUCAUUUCCUCUCUGCAGGCUCAGAUUGCCGACAAGGAGGGUCUAGGUGGUAAGCUGGACAAGGCCGACAAGGAGGCCAUCCGAACAGCCCUCAAGGACGGAACCACCUGGAUGGAGGAGAACCCAGAGGCCGAGGCUAGCGACAUUGAGGAGCAGCUGAGCGAGCUGCAGGCUACCGUUGCGCCGAUCACUGCCAAGGUGUACAGUGGUGGAGCUGGAGGUGCUACCGAUGAUGAGCCUCUGUACGGUCACGACGAGCUCUAGAUGAGAUGCUAGGGAGAGAGCAUAGCUAGAAGACCCAGAGCGGAUAGGAAAGGGGUUGCAGCGAACUUUAUUGUGUGCGGAGAGAG
Molecule: messenger RNA, 2356 nt
Organism: Microstroma glucosiphilum
Lineage: Eukaryota; Fungi; Basidiomycota; Exobasidiomycetes; Microstromatales; Microstromataceae
Product: heat shock protein 70
Exons: 2
Coding region: 189-2270 (693 amino acids)
Biological process (GO): protein refolding; endoplasmic reticulum unfolded protein response; cellular response to unfolded protein
Cellular component (GO): endoplasmic reticulum chaperone complex; cytoplasm; endoplasmic reticulum lumen
Molecular function (GO): ATP binding; misfolded protein binding; ATP hydrolysis activity
Source: RefSeq, a predicted model, not a curated record